Molecule: messenger RNA, 645 nt
Organism: Zea mays
Lineage: Eukaryota; Viridiplantae; Streptophyta; Magnoliopsida; Poales; Poaceae
Product: GDSL esterase/lipase EXL3
Exons: 1
Coding region: 13-426 (137 amino acids)
Molecular function (GO): hydrolase activity, acting on ester bonds
Source: RefSeq, a predicted model, not a curated record
GGCUUCGUGGGGAUGCCGCCGGUGGGCUGCGUGCCGUCGCAGCGCACGCUCGGGGGCGGCCUCGCCACCAGGGCCUGCGAGCCCAAGCGAAACGAGGCGGCGCUGCUGUACAACGCCAGGGCCCAGGAGUUGAUCGCCGCCUUCAACAACAACAACUCCGACGUGCUGGUCGUCUUCCUCGACAUCUACCGCAUCCUGGACGACCUCAUGGAGCGCGGGGAGGAGUACGGCUUCUCCGAGACCACCAGGGGAUGCUGCGGCACCGGCACCAUCGAGGUCACGGGCCUCUGUGACUCCCGCUUCGUCUCCGUCUGCGAUGAUGUCUCGCAACACGUCUUCUUCGACAGCUACCACCCAACAGAGAGAGCCUACAGGAUCAUCGUCAACGACAUCUUUCUAAACUACGGACACGUGCUCUUCUCAUGAUUAUAUAUCACGUACUCGCUGUCUCUGUCUCUGGUAGCUGGCCCAAUCGACCCAACAGCAACCAAAUUAAAUGAGCCCAUCCUCCAAAUACCGCAGCCCAUUGUUACACUUAUUUCCUAUCAAAAAAAAUCAUAUACUGAGAUGCUUUUCUUACUGAAAUCCGAUUGCACUGCACACAAUACGGGUUCAAAGAAGCUUUCGUACACGUACUGCAAGUCU